Pomacea canaliculata is the source of this 3318-nucleotide messenger RNA. RefSeq lists its product as uncharacterized. The record is from RefSeq and is a predicted model, not a curated record. The transcript is spliced from 5 exons. Lineage: Eukaryota; Metazoa; Mollusca; Gastropoda; Architaenioglossa; Ampullariidae. Bases 1140 to 2684 code for a protein of 514 amino acids. Gene Ontology annotation, biological process: Notch signaling pathway; protein ubiquitination.
AAGAAAAAUCAACAAAGAGAAGCCUGGCAUGAGCUCUAGGUUUCUUUGGACGUUUGUAGAGUGUAUUUAGUAUAAACAGCUGAGCAUCAGCCAUCAUCGACACCUCUUCUAAAUCUAUAGGCAAACUGCAACGGGUCAAGAUAUAGAUCAGUCAUAACCUCUCUACUUACAGUUUUCUCCUAAUUUCAUGAUAAUUGACAUAAAAGCGACUGGUCUGAAGUUCUUGGGUUGACUGGGCCAACUGUUUUUUGGAACAGGCAUAAUGUGCAAAAGUUUCCAAACAUCAGGAAUUAGUAUGCUUGAAUAUAUGCCGUAAAACUAAGUUCAUUGGCACAGUAAUGGAGCUGCAUCCACAAAUCCCAUCUGGACCCAGAGCCUUGUUAACAUUUACUCGCCCAGAGAUCUUUGAUAGAGGACUAGGCAAUCACCAGUCCAUGCUCAGGGACCAUGCAGAGACUGUUUUAGUGUGGAAACAUUGAGAGAAAUGUUUCUCAAAGGAGGCAUAAAAAGAAUGUAUGCAAAAUAACACUUUAAAAAAUACUGCUACCACUACUAAUAAACUUUUACUGUUACCAAAACUUUUCACACUUUACAAUCAUGAUACAAACCCGACCCACUCUCAACAAACAUACAAAGACAACACAGUAAUACACACAUAAAUGGACUAUAUACGAUGGGACAAAUUGACUUUUGGUGUGGGACGAAAUGUCUUGCUCAACGUUCUGUCUUGCUACACUGGCAGGCUGUCCCGCGCACACCUUAUGUUCAUGAACUCCAGAAAGUACGAAACUCCGCUACAGAUCUGGUGUUUAAAACUAGGAAACAUGACCAUGUCACACCAGUCUAUAAAUUUUAAGAGAAUGAGCCAUGAAUAAUUAAAAUUUUAUUGUACUUUCGUGCUCUUUGGCAUCCUUUCAGUUUCAGUUCGCCCACAGCAGAAGUCAGUUCGUCUCAGCUAGAUCCAUUUCGUCCGAAGAAAUGUGAAAUCGUCCCAAUCCAGAGACAAAUCGAUAACUGAAAGUUGACACAGAAAUUCAAGCCAUUCAUCACGUUUAAAAGAAUAAAUAAUAUUUAAAAAAAAAAAAAGGUUAAAAAGAAGCCAUUGUGCCUUGAGUUCUUUUCAGUAUUCUUCUGUAGUAAUGGCAACAGGGGGAACCAAAACAAGUCGCUUUCAUAUUGUCAGUGGCACACAUCUGACUGUCUCAUGUGACAACAUCAUAUGCACAAGUGCUGCAACAGUUGUUGUUGGUGAAGACACAAGUCUUUGUGGUGCAGGAGCUGUGUCUAGAUGUUUGCUUGAAAAUUGUCCUCGUGAUUACAAACAAAGGCGAGACAGUCUAAAGAAAAAGACCAGAAAAUUUGAAAUUGGAAGAGUCUAUCCUUGCACCUUCAAGAAAGAUGUCUCUGGCAAUGGUAAACAUGUUGGUUUCAAUACAGUUUAUUAUGUGAUAGUCCCUUCCAUGAGUUCUUCAGAUUCUCAGAGAUGGAUAGCUCAGAUGACAGAACUGUAUGCAAAUUUGUUUCGUCAAGCCUGUAAUGAUGGUAAAAGUUCACUGGCUUUGCCUUUACUUGGAAGUGGAGGAGCAGGAGCUUCAGUUGCUGAUGCAGUGAAGGUCUUCAUACAAUCGAUGAUAGAUGCAAAGCCUAGAUCCCUGGAUGUCUCCCUUCACAUUAAUCCCAAGGACCAAAAAGCUUUCAGAGAAACAAUAGAGCUGAUCAAGAAGCUUACACAAAGUUCUUCGGUAACCCAAAAGCUGUCACCUGUGUCACUUGAGGAAAGAAGCACAUUUUCUUCAUCGAAAAAUCCUGCCUGCAGUAUGAAAUACGAUGGAAAGAAGAAAAACCAAAUGUCAUCAAUGAGCCUGAGCAAAAACUUUGCAAUGAUGAGGUUAGACGAUGACAGCUCAAACCUUGCUUCAAUUUUAGGGCAGGAUUAUUUUACACCUCAUUGCAUUAAUAAUGAGGAAACUGCAAAAGAUGCAAGUGGUCAUGAUGACGAUGAGGAUUCUGAAGAUGGAACAGAUAAAGAUUUUGAAAUGACUCCUGGAGAUGUGCUGGACAAAAAUAUUCCCCUUAAAAAUGAGGAAGAUGAAAAGUGCCCCAUAUGCCUGGACAAGAUCCAAAAGCCAAAGAAGCUGGACAAAUGUGGGCACACAUUUUGCACAGAAUGCAUAGAGGAUACUUUCCGGCACCACAAACCAGUUUGUCCCACUUGCAACACAUUGUAUGGUGUUAUCAUAGGUAAUCAGCCAAUCAAUGGAAAAAUGAGUGUGACCCAAACAUGUGGACAUGUGCCUGGCUUUGGAAACUGUGGUGUAAUCACCAUUGAUUAUUCUUUUUCGGAUGGCAUCCAAGGGACGGAGCAUCCUAAUCCAGGAUAUGCAUACAGAGGUACCUGGCGCCGUGCCUACCUACCAAACAAUGAAGAGGGAAAGAAAGUAUGCCGACUGCUACGUGCGGCAUUUGACAACCGGCUGAUAUUUACUGUGGGAACAUCAAAGACAACUGGGGCAGACAAUGUUGUCACAUGGAAUGACAUUCAUCACAAGACUUCACUUGAAGGUGGUCCAACAAGGUUUGGAUAUCCAGAUCCAAACUACUUAUCAAGAGUUCAAGAAGAGUUGGCAGCCAGAGGAAUCACAGAAGACUGCCUUCCUCAUCAACGAAACAUUGAUGUUUAUUAGCAUCACCUAUGCAUAUACAUAUCUAUCACUUUAAGAAAAAAUUUUAUGCAUAUAACCAGUAAAUAAAUGUUUUAAUUAAGGGUGGAACAACUCAAUCAGAUGUGGGGUGGUUUCUCUACAUUUCACAUGUAACCAACACAUCAGUCCCUGAUGGCUAUGUAGGGGUGGGCUAGUUGUUCAAGAACACAUGAUCGAAAUUGACGCACAACUGUAGCUUUUAUUCAGAAUUUCAUUUGGCGAUUGGCCUGUCGUCUCUCCACUCUCGCUUCCAAAUCCAAAAAGCCUCUUUCAGCUGUAAAGCUACACUAAUUAUUCUAGCCAUCAGACAUUCCAGAGCCAUCCACCCUCUUUCCCACAGUUUAAAUCUUAUCAACUUCUCCAUUCUGACCCCCUAUCCAACUCUUACAUACCUCAUUCUUUGCUGCUUUUUAUUUUUGUUUUUGCACUCGAAAAAUCUUUGACAGUAAUGUUUCAAGAGUUUAAUGAAUGAGAUUCCGGCUAUAUACAAUUAUCAAACAAUAAAACUGUUUUGGAUACAAUUCAUCAGCACAUUUGAUUUUUAUUACUGUCUUGACUAUUUCUCAACAUAAUCAUUCAAUCACAUGUACUAAAAUGUAUUAAAUUAUUUUAUUUG